Messenger RNA from Physcomitrium patens, 3342 nucleotides. Lineage: Eukaryota; Viridiplantae; Streptophyta; Bryopsida; Funariales; Funariaceae. The record is from RefSeq and is a predicted model, not a curated record.
AAAGAAAGCGAACAGACAGACAGAAGAAGCAGCAGAAGAAGAAGGGGAGGACGAAGCAGUGAGGAAGAGUCAGAGUGCACGAGCGACAGACACGGAGGAAAGUGGAUCAUCAUCCUCAUUCAUACUCCUCUUGUUGUCGCCGUUAUUGUUGAUAUUGGCAGGUCCGAGGCCAAGACUAAGACCAAGAGCUAAAGGGAAAGCAGGGGAAGAAGCAAGAGAGCGAGAGAGAGAGAGCGCGAGAGAGGGAUAAUCUAGAGCAUGUAGCCAGGAAGAGAGGGAGAGAAAGGUGACAUAUCUCAUGCGGGAAGGAAGGAGGGUAUCUAAGGUUGCGGCAACGAGGCAAUGAAGAAGAAUUGGUGUGUUGUUGCCAGUCAAAGUGCUCGAGCUUUUCAGAAGGAUAUUACAUUUAUUUGAAAGCAGGCAAUUUUCUUUCAAAUGUAUUGGGCAGUAUAUACCCUAAAACAUAGCCUAUGAUUUAUCUUGAGGCAUUGGCAUGUGAGGACUUUUGGAUUCUGGACUCUGAUGCUUGUGCCGGGCGAGGGCAGGGGAGCAUAAACACGGGAUUGUCGGAUGUCAUGAGAAUCCCGUUGUCGAGAACGCGGAUGCAAAAGUGACGGCUCCUGUUUUGCAUCGAAGCCUCUGCAGGGGGACCUCAUCCGUAGAUGAAGGGAUUGUUGUUAUGGGGCAGGAGUUGAGAACUGUGUAACAGAGCCGGUGUUAUUAAGGCCAUUGCUUGUUUGUUACACUUCGUGCUCUGGCGCCGUUUUGGAGUCGGAUGUAUAUUUGUGUAUUUGAGAACUCAAACCAAUACAAUGACGCGGGUUGUAGUGCAACGGGGAGGGUUGUCGAAUCAAACGCCGUCUCGGCCUCCUUCAAAUUCUGCCUCAGUUACUCCCUCUGCAACAGCCUCUUCCUCGACAACGCUGCCUCUUAGUUCGCAAUCACCUGCUUUGUCAGUGCCAUCAUCCUAUACAGUUCUCUCUUCAUCUUUAUCCUUGGUAUCAGGGGACGAAUCUCCUGAUAUCCCAGGAAGCGAACCUCAAAAUUUUGACGGGGAGCUCUAUUCUUCAAACCUUACUGGUGCAAGUGUAAAAAAUGCAGCUUAUGCUGUUCCUGUGGAUACAAGAGUAACUAGCGAGUUUGAAGCUGCGGCGAGUCGAAGUCAAUCUGCUUGUAAUUUAGAAAUUCGCAGAGAGGAAGCAGCAGACGAGAAAGAGGAGAACCUGGUUCGGCAGGCACAGCAUGUCUCGGUUGUGGGCAAAAACUUAGAGGCUAGUGAAUCGUAUCUGAAUGGAACGGAUUCAGGUCGUGGAAUCAACUCUGAUGGAGAGGAACAACUAAAGCCGUUUGACACCAUACGAAAAGAACCAUUGUUGGAGGAGUUGUCUCGAUCAUCAGAAGCAAACAGCAGAAAGCAACCUGGCAGAAUAUUUCGAGGUCAACUCAAUUCUUCUGCCAGACAGAAUACAGCGUCAUGUAACUUAACCUCUCAUCUUGUACCAAGUUCUAUGCCCCUGCCUUCUUCUACAUCCCAUUCUCCUUCAAACCUGCAACCUGUUAGUCACAUACCUGCGUCAUUACCUCCUGUCCAUCCUCCAUCAGCUGCAUCCUGUGACACACCUCCUAUGUCAAGAACCCACGAAGAGAACGAUCCAGGAAGACCUCCAAGCUCAUUCAUGACUUCAGACCCUGUUGGAUGUUCAUAUGCUUCAGCACCUAUCCCUCUAGCCCCGCCAGCCCCCUUAACACCUGUUUCAUUACGAAGAAGUGGUUGGGUGGGAAGCUCCGCCUUAAGUGCGAAUCGAGGGCCUUCUUCUCGUAGGAUUCCGCGAGGUUUGAAGGGCACCCGCAGUUCUCCAAACAGCUCUCGGCCCACGUCUCCUCGGUCUUACGGAGAAGGAGAUGGCUACAACAGUGCUGACGAACAAAGUCCCUGGACUCCUGGCACCUCCGGCUAUGAGGACUGUAUGGAAAGAGAACGUCAGUUUGUGAUCGAGCUUCGUCGUGUGAAAGGACUUGAAGUCAGGCACAUGGCGGAGGAUGGGAACUGCCUCUUCAGAGCUGUAGCAGAUCGUGUGUAUGGAGACGCUGAGAUGUAUGAUGAGACUCGGCAGAUGUGCAUUGACUACAUGGAGAAAGAGAGGGAUCACUUCUCUCAAUUUGUGACCGAGAGCUUCACAGCUUAUUGCAAAAGAAAGCGCAGGGAUAAGGUAUAUGGGAAUAAUUUGGAAAUACAAGCAAUGGCGGAGAUUUAUAAUCGGCCCAUUCACAUCUAUUCAUAUAGUGCAGAACCCAUAAAUAUCUUUCAUGGAAGCUAUGAGACCGAUUUACCUCCUAUACGCUUGAGCUAUCAUCGUGGGAACCACUAUAAUGCUAUCGUCGAUCCAUGCAAUCCAGCUGUUGGAGCAGGGCUUGGUUUCGGUAGUUUGCGAGGGCGAAAUGUAGACACUGAACAGGUGAAGGCCGCGCUUAACGCCCAGCAAGAGUUACAGAUAGACAAGGUUCUACUUGCAGAAGGGCGGUACUAUUCUGACAUGGAAUUAACCGAGCAAGAGAUAGAACGCAUGGUGAUCGAAGAAUCCCGUGCGGAGUACUUGGCAGGGGAACAUCGUCGAAUACAUAACGUCUGGCAUGAGGAAACUUCUUCAUCAGCAGGAGCAGAGCCUUCUUCUUCUAGAACAAUUGGUAGUCCCAGAAACUCGAGCGAUGUGAUGGUUUCUGGACAAGGUUCCAACAGACGACCCGCCUCACGUUCUCCUAGCCUUCCAGCGACCUCUACGCCAAGUGAAAGUAGUGUGCUGCCAGAGAACGUUCGAAUGCUGCUCUCUAUGGGAUUCAGCUAUUUGCGAGUAAUGGAAGCCUACAGCAUCUUUGGGGACAACAUCAAUGACAUGCUGUGCUAUUUAUUAGAGACUGAACCUCAUAGCUCUGGCGUUGGGGAAAACAUAAGAAGAAAGGGGAAAGCUGCUGAAUGAAGUUUGACUCUGCACUUCUAUGAAAACGUGAUUAUGUUGUUAGAGGCUUAUUUGUAAUCAAAUUACAGUUCCCUUACACUAGUCCAUGCUGAGAGUGGGUGAGUCCACUUACUCGAAUAUAUAUGAUCAAAAUAUCCAUAUGUUGUCAUCUCUGCUGUUCGUGACAUCAAACCUACCGAACGAACUCGCUGACAUUCACAUGGGAAUGUCGAUUCUAGUCUGUUUGUUGAUGUUGGCGCCUGUUUUCAAAUUUUUUGGCUUUGUCCAAUAGUGGAGAUUGGGAUUGUAGAAACUUGACUCAACAUGGCCAGUGUGUUUGUAAUGACCAUAGGUUGAAUACAUAAUUUUAAAAAUUAAUUUCUACUCA